Mya arenaria is the source of this 1577-nucleotide messenger RNA. RefSeq names its product transmembrane protein 272-like. The coding region runs from base 129 to 671 and encodes 180 amino acids. The transcript has 4 exons. Lineage: Eukaryota; Metazoa; Mollusca; Bivalvia; Myida; Myidae. The record is from RefSeq and is a predicted model, not a curated record.
CGACACAAUUCACGCGUAUUUGUUUCGUUUCUGGAUAUUCUACGCAUAUUCUAGUCUAGUCUCAAUUAUAAUUAUUUGUGCAAUAUUAGAGUGUUCUUGUUUAGUUCACUGAACAUAUAUAUAUAACCAUGUGGAAAGGAAGAAGUGGAGAAGGGCUGGCAUUUUGUGGAGCAGCGUGUGUUUGUUGCUGUAUCGUGGGUAUCAUCUUAGCACUGAUUGGACUCGGGAUCGCCAAAAUAGUCAUCGGAGCCAUCCAUCUUCAUGACUGUCCUCUACAAGACUUGGUGCCCAUCUGGCUGAUCGUGAGCGGCGUGGCUCCAAUCUUCUUUGGCGGCUCGGCGCGUAAACAAGGGGAUGACGGUGAUGAAAGUCAAAGUCCCGCGCGCAGCGUCUGUGGGGUCAUAGGGCUGGUCUUCAACCUUGCCUGGCUCAUCUGUGGAUCAUUGUGGGUGUACCCCACGUUCGGAACGGUAAACAACGAUGACUUCGUGCCCUGUAUUGGCAACGUUACGACGGGCUGCUCUCAAGACUGCCAUAAGCCGACCUUGACCUUCGCGUUUGCCAUGGUCACAAUCGACUGGAUUUUCUUCGUAUUCUGGUGUAUUACCACAUUGUGCUCUUUCCGUGCAAUUUGCUCUCGGUCACGUGGUGGGGCGCAGAUAAGUGCUUAGUGUGUGUAUUCUUUGAGCCAAACACAAUGAUUUUGUAUAUGUAUGCAAGUGUUAUCUAGUAUUUGUGUAAUGAGUCUUCGUUUCAUAAUAUAUUCUUGUAUCUAAACACACCUGGACGUUGUGACAACUUUUUUUUUGUCUUGGAACGAGCCAUUUUUUGCGACAACCCAUGGAAACCAGUUAUAUAAGACUGCUGACAAAAAUUAGAUCGCAGAUUUUUAUAUUUAAGUUCGAAAAGUUGAUGUUUUAUGCAUUUUUCUUAAACCGUUAGUUAAACAUUAAUUUUCGAACGGAAAUAUGAAAAUCUACGAUCUGAUUUUUGUCAGCAAUCUUACAUCAUUGGGUUGCAGAUAUUUACGUAAAUUUUUUCUCUUUCCAAGACAAAAAAUAAAAAUGUUGUACAAAUGGUACAUCUGUGAGAGUGUAGCUUUAAGAAAUGGUUAACAUUUUUUUAACUUUUGUGUUAAAUUUGGAUUUCUUUUAUUUAAAAAAAAAACUAAUUCUUUAAACUGGCGUUUUAAUUUUUAAGACUUUAAGUGACCAUAUUUUGAUUGCAGAAUAUACACUUAGCAUGACACUUUCUACCAGUGAAAUAAAACCGUUAAGGAAAUUGUUGAAUAUAAGGAAAAGGAACUAUUUAAACUUAAGAUACUUCAGUAAUUUGGUUUCUGUACAUACAUCAAAAACUUCACCAAAACGUUGCUUGUGUCGUUCCUGAAAAGAAGCCAUGACUGCGGAGACCAUCUGCAUGAUGUCGUUCAAAGCGGCUGUAUUCUCCCUGCAUAUUGUGACCUGCGAACUCUACCAUAAACAAGUGAAUUGUAUUCCUUGUAAACUUGUUACUUUUGUAUAUUUAUGCGACCGUGUAUGCCUGUUUUUCUUUACUAUUAAAAUUUCAAAACAAUA